Molecule: messenger RNA, 6978 nt
Organism: Plasmodium berghei ANKA
Lineage: Eukaryota; Apicomplexa; Aconoidasida; Haemosporida; Plasmodiidae
Product: guanidine nucleotide exchange factor, putative
Exons: 1
Coding region: 1-6978 (2325 amino acids)
Source: RefSeq, a predicted model, not a curated record
AUGGACUAUAAAAAUGAAGAGGAUAUUAAUGAAGUCAAUAAAUAUAUAUUUAGCUUAUAUCCAAAAAUAAGUGCGGGGUUAGAUCAUUACGCAUGUAUUGGAUAUUCAAAGAAAAAGCCAAGUGUCUAUUGUUGGGGUGGGAAUAGUAGCAAUCAAUUAGGAGUUGGUAUACAUAUACGAUACUGUGAAAAACCAACUGUUGUUAAUUUUUUUGAAAAUUUUAUAGCUUGCUCAGUUUGUUGUACACAUUACUCAACAUAUGUUUUAGUUAAAGAAAAUUUAAGUGAUGAAGGAUGUUUUGUUUAUUCAUUUGGCAAAGGAAACAAUGGUUUGUUAGGUUAUAAAAAAGAUAGGAAAAUUAUAGAUGAUUCAAAGUCUGAAAUAAAUCAGAAAAAUGAAGAAAGAAAAGAAGGAAAAAAAGGAAAAUAUAUUAACAGACAUAUUCUCAAUACUUUUGGAGUUAGUGCAGAAGUAGAAUCAUCCAUUAGCAGUAUCAACAGUUUGAUGAGUUUCGAUUAUGAUCGAAUUUCAAGCGAUAAGAAAAGUGAAGAUUAUGAGAAUAAAAAAGAGGAUGCUCAUAUUGAGCUAAGUAAAAGUUCGCAAAAUAGUAAUUCAACAAAUCUUAUGGAUAACGAUAUGAAUCGAAGUAUUAAAAUUAAUGAAAAUAAAAAUGAAGGAAUAAAUCGAAAUGAUAAAAUAAAAGAAGAAAAAGCUGAUUGGUUUACACCAUUUCCUAUAAAAAUACUAUUCCCCAAAUAUACAAAAAUAAAAUAUAUUUCAUGUGGAGAUAUGCACACAUUGGCAAUUUCAACAAACGGUGUUUUAUAUGGAUGGGGAUCAAACAGCUUUGGAUGUGUUGGAAAUGGAACAUAUACAAAUGUAUACGAACCAACUCGAAUAUAUUUAGAAAAAUGGUCGAUAAAAAGCAAAAAUGAUAAUAAUCCAUAUCAAUAUAAAUUUUACAAUAAUUCAAAAGAAAAUAAUUAUGAUUAUUUUAAAAAUAGUGUUAUUCAUUGUUCUGCGGGAAGUAAACAUAGUUUAGCAUGUACGAUAAAUGGAGAUGUAUAUAGUUGGGGUUUUGGAGGUAAUGGGCGAUUGGGAUUAGGAAAUAUAAAAAGUUAUAAUACACCACAAAUAAUUAAUAAAUUGAAAAAAAAAAAAAAAAUAAUAUUUGUAUGUGCAAGCGUAUCACAUUCUAGUUGUAUAGAUAUAGAUUAUAAUGUUUAUACAUGGGGUAGUGGAAAAUUUUAUAAGUUGGGACAUGGCAAUGAUAGUGAUUUGCUAUAUCCACAAAAAAUUGAAUUUUUCAAUUUUAAUAAAAAAAUAUUUAUGAUUAGUUCAUCAUGUUUUAAUUCAAUAGCUUUAAAUAUUAAUGGUGAUGUUUAUAUAUGGGGAACAUUUAAUAUUUCAAAAAAUGGUAAUAAUAAUAUUUACAUUUGUAAAACACCUAAGCUAAUAAAUACAAACUACAAAUGCAUUUAUGUAUAUGCAUCUACUUAUUUACAAUUUGGUAUAACAUUAGUUGGUGAUUUAAUAAUGUUUGGGAAUAACUAUUAUAAAAAUAUAAAUAGUAAUGAAAUCAUAUUAGAUAAUAUUGAUAGUAGUUCAGAAUCAGAUGAUAAUGUUAUUGAGCAUAUUAUUGAGGAACGAAAAAAAAAGAAUGAAUUUGAAAAUUAUGGUUAUAAACAUAUUGAUAACUUGGAAAAUUCGUGCAAUAGUUAUAUCCGCAAAUUAAAUGGAAAAAAAACGGAAAAUAAUAACUUAUACAUUAACACUUUUUAUAAAAAAGAUAAAAAUAUGCAAGUAAUAUAUAUAAAAGAAUUAAGAGGAAAAAUAUAUAUAAAAGAUGUAAUUACAGACUUUUAUAAUUUAAAUAAAACAAUUACGAAUGAAAUAGCUAUAGCAAAAGAUUUAUUUCAAAAUAAAGAUAAUGAAUAUAUAGGAUCUUUAUUUGGAGAAAUCGAUAAUAUUGGAUUAAAAAUAAAAUCUAAAGUAAAGAUAAUAGAUGGAAAUGAUUAUUUUAGUAUAUUUUUAAUAGAAAAUGGAAAAGUAUAUGGAUCGGGAUGGAAUAAAAAUGGAGAAUUAGGGACAGGAGAAUAUAAUUUAAAUAAAAAAUAUUUUAUUCCUAUAAAUAUAAAUGUAUGUGUAAAUAAAAUAGCUAAAAUAGUUUGUGGAAAUGAUUAUGUAUUGGCUUUAAACGAUUUAGGGUAUGUAUACGGAUGGGGUAAAAAUAAUAAAAGUCAAUUAGGACUUGGUGUUACAACAGAUUUUUAUGAACCUAUACAUGUAAAAUCAUUAAGUAGUGUUAUUAAAAUAUAUGCAGGAUAUGAUCAUAGUGCAUGUAUUGUUAAUAAUCAUUUUUAUUCUAAUAAUGAAAAUGAAGAAAACAUUGAAUGUGGCGAUUUAUAUAUAUGGGGUAAUGCCGAAAGUGGUAAAGUUGGAUUAGGUAAUGAGUAUAUACAAGGGUUUAUAUUAUUGCCAAGAAAAAUUAAUUUAAUAAAAAAAAUAUAUAAAUGUUCUUUAGGAACUAGCCAUAGUUUAUUUUUAACUGGAAAUAAUGAAUUAUAUGUAUGUGGUAAUACAAAUAAUGGACGUUUAGGUAUAUCAAAUGAAAUACAAAAUAAAAAAGAUGAAAAAAUGGAAAAAAAAAUUAGCGAACAUAUUUCGAUUUUAAGUUAUCCUAAACGUGUUAAAUUAAAUGAAGAAAUAUAUAUCAAAGAUAUAUUAGCUGGAUCUACAUAUAGUAUAAUAUUAGGAAUUGAUGGAUUUAUAUAUAUAUGUGGUGAAUUUGUAAAAAAUAAUAUAUUUCAUAAAAAAUUCACAUUAUAUAAUCAAAUAAGUAAUGUAAAGAUAAUGGUUGGAAAAUAUCAACAUGUUCUUUUUCUAACUUAUGAUAAUAAAAUAUUUGGAUUAGGUGAUAAUAGUUAUUUUCAAAUUUUGAAUAAUAACCAAAAAGAAACAUAUAUACAAACCCCAGUUUUAGUUCCUUAUUUUUUAAAGCAUAAUGUUGAAAAAAUUUAUUCUUUUAAAAAUGUAAGUUUUGCUCAACUAGCUAAUAAUGAUAUAUAUGGAUGGGGAUAUUCGAAAAAUGGACAUUUGGGUAUAGGGUUAAAAAAUUUAGUAUAUAUUAAAAAUCCGAUAAAUAUUAUAAAAACAUGGGUUGGGUAUGAAUAUGAAGAAAAUGAAAUUGAUGUAGAUAAUAUCGAAGGGGGAAUAAUAGACAAUGAAUAUAUAUUUUCACAAAAAUAUAAUAUUUAUACAAACUGGAAUGAAAUAAAUAUGGUGAAAAAACAAAUAACAAAUAAAGAGCGUUUCAAGAAUUAUUUAAUAUGUAAUAAUUAUUAUGAAGAACAAAUUGAGCGAUUUAUAUUUCAAGUUCAAAAUUUAGAAAAUAUAAUAAAUUGGGAAUAUAUACAAAUUUUAUUAAAAAGUGAAGAAUAUAAUAAUAGCUUAAAUUAUAUAAAAAAUUAUGAAAAGGAUUUAAUAUAUUUAUAUACUAAACAUGUGAAAUUUUUGUUAAGCUUACAAAAAUGUGAAAAAAAAUAUAAUGAUUUAUAUAUUAAUUUACAAAAUUAUAUUUUAUCUCAUAUUUCUUAUAUGAAAGAAGCAUUACCAAAUAUUAUGUACACAAACAAUACACACAUUUUUGAUGUAAAUAGAAAACAUGUGGAAACUCUUAUUUAUAUUUUACAACAGCAACCACUAUAUUUAAUUAUUAUGUGUCUUAUACAUAAUUAUAAAAAUAUUAAAAAUUUGAAAAAAAUUGUGUUUGAAAAACAUAAAUGUAAUAUAUUAGAAAAAUAUAAGGAUGAUACAAAUUUUGAUUAUUCAGUAAAAGUUGAUUAUAAUUUAAACACAAUGAAUACACUGAAACAUGGAUACGAUUAUGACACAUUUGACGAAAGAAAAAAAAUAUAUACAGUUUCAGAUAUAAAAAAAAAACAUAAAUUUUAUAAAAAUAGUACAAACAUUUUAUGUUCGUUUAUAUUUGAUUUAUAUUAUGAUUUAAGAAAUAAAAGAACACUUAAUAUUUUUACAAUUUUUUUAAUAAAACUUGGAAUUGAAGAAAUGAAAAAUUGCUUACAUAUUGAAUCAUUAUACAAAAUAGAAACUUCGAUUUUUUUUGUAUUAAUUAGAAUGUUAUUUAUGAAGAAUGAAAUUUUGUCAAAAUUUUCAAAUUCUAUAGCAAAUAUGAACAAUAAAAAUUCUUUUGUGAAAUUACUAGAUGUUAUGUCUAGAAAAAGAAAUUCUCCAAACAAUUUACACAACUAUGAAUUGACAAAGGUUUCCUUUCUAGGUAACAUAAAAAGAGAAUCUAAUGAAAUAAAUUCUGACCAUUUAGAUCCAUAUAACCAAAGUGAUACAAAUUUAGAAAACCCAAAUUAUAUUCAUAAUAAUGUCAUAAUAAAUAUGGAAAACAAAACUGAAGAACAUAUAGAAUUAAAAAAUGAAAAUAAUAUAGAGAAUAAGCCAAGAAAUUCUAUUAAAACGUUUGUUGAAAUAGAGGAUGAAGAAAAAAAUCAGAAAUUUUUAAAAUUUAUAAAAGGAAAGAAUAAUGAUGAAAAUAACAAAAAAAUAUAUAAUUAUGAUUUUGUUAAUAAUAUGAAACCAAUAAUGAAUAAUAAUGUUGUGAUCGAAAAAAAUGUAAAAGAUAAUUUUAGAACCGAGAAAAGACAAUAUGCAUCUGAUGAGGAAGUAAAUGAAAUAAAAUCAGAUAAAAAAAAUAUUUUUGUGGAAAUAGAUUUUGUACAUGUAUUUAAAGAAUUAUGUAAAAUAUUUGAAAAAAUCGAUUUCCCAGAAAUAUUUAAAAUUAUUAUAAAAUAUUUAUUUAAAUAUAUUUGUAUAUAUGAGAAAAAUAUAAAUAAAGAAGAAAAUAAUAAACAAAAAAAUAAAAUUUAUUUUGUAAAUGACAAUAUGGUUGUAUAUUUACCUUUUUUUAAUUUAACGCUUAUGGCAAUUAUAUUACCAAUAUUAAGUAAUAUUCAAAAAAUAUCAGAAAAAUAUUAUUAUCCUUCUAUUCCUAUAUACAUUGUAAAAACAUGUGAUCGAAUAUGCGAUUUUAUACAAAUUUUAUAUUUAAAUAAAUUUGAAUCUUUGAAUAGUUAUAAUUUAAAAAACUAUUUUAUUUCUGUAAAAUAUAUAUUUGAAAACACAUUUAAUUCGUUUACACACAUUUUAAAUAAUUUUAUACAAAAUACAAAAUGUGAUAUAUAUGCUAAUUUAUAUAUUGAUUUAUUUCAUUACCAUUUGGAUACGAAACCAUAUUAUGUUCAAUUAAAAUUAUUCCAAUUAUGUCAUAUUUUUAAUUUAUUUUUCCGUUUCCAAAAUUAUAUAGCAUUAUCUUUUGACGACCCAGUUAUUAAAAUUAUUAAUUUAUUUUACAAAUAUAAGAAAGAUAAUAUAUUAGUUAAUGGACUCAAAACAUGCAGAUCAAUUGAAAAAAAUCCUGAUAAUAAAGAUGGACAAAAUGAAAUGAAUAAUGAGAAAAGCCAUAAUAUUCCUUUAGAAAAAGAAUGUGAAACAUUGUUAUCCGACCCAAUUAAAAGUAAUGCACCAUUGACAAACAAAAUAAAAGAAAAAAAAAGCUUAUUAUAUAAUCUUAUAAGAAAACAAAAAAAGGGAAAAGACAAUAUAGAAAAGGAAGAUAAACAACGAAUCAUCGAAAUAAACAAAAACAUAAAUAAUUAUAAUCAACAUACAAAUACGAAAAAUGAAAUAAAAUAUGUUAAGGGCAUAAAUAAUAACACACAAAAUAGUAACCAUAAUGGAAAAAAAAAAAAAAAAAAAAAAUUAAUCUUUGAUGAAAUUGAAAUAGAAUUUUUUAUAAAAUGUAAAUUAAUAUAUAAUUUUAAAAUAAAUAUUCGAUUUUUGGUGACAGAAAAAAAUAUGAGCAUAUGUCAAUUUACAAGAAUACCAAUGCCUCAAUAUAUGGCAUAUCGAAAAAGUGUGUCUAUUGAAAAUAACGAAUAUAUAUUUUCUUUUAUACAUAGUUAUAAUUGUAAAAAAGAUAAUAUAUAUAUCAUAUCAGAGUGUUUUAAAAAUUGUCCACUUUUUGAAGAUUGUGAUGAUACUAAUAAUUUAUUAUUAAAAUUAAAGGAACUUAAAGCAUAUUAUGUUUCAUUACAUGAACAAGAUGAAAUAAAUUUGGUGCAUUUUAUUAAAAAAGUUAUUGAUAUAUUUGUGUCUGAUGAAAUGAUAUAUGUCGAUUUUUUUGAAGAUUUCCCUCCUAAUUUAUACAUUAAAAAAUUUAAAUAUGAUAAAAUUGAAAAAUCAAGAUAUGAUCAAGAAUAUUUAGCUAUGAUCCAAAAUACUUAUGAUAAGAAUUCUUUUUUUAAAAUCAAAUGGAGAAAUAUAGCUAUCCAGCUAGCUAUAAAUAUUUUAAAAAAAAAAAAACAUAUGAAUUAUUUAAAAAAAUUAUAUGAACAGCAAGAAGAAAUUGAACAAUUAAUUUUAAAUUAUAAAUACAAUAUGAAAAAAAAUAUGAAUAUGCUAAAAAAUGCUCUUAUUUUUGUUUCAAAACUUUUAAUAGAAAAACCAAUAUUAGUAAAUGCUAUUAAUUUUAAGAAAAACUUAUAUUUUAUUAAAUUAAAAAAAGAAAAAAAUAUUUUAAAGCUAGCUAAAUCAAAUAACGCACCAUAUGAUAUAUCUACUGUACGUAGUUAUCCUAUCAAAAUGUUAAUAAAUAAUUCAUUAAUUACAAAUAUUAACAAAUUGUUAAAACCGGUAUUGGAUUAUUUAACCAUUGAAAUACAUUUAUGUUUAGAUAAUAUAAUCAAAUUAAAUCUUAUAUUAAAUAAAGAUAAAAACCGAAGCACAAUUAGCAAUCAUAUGUUUAUAAGUACAGAUAUAUAUACUAUGUAUAACGGUUCUCCAUUUCUAUCAUAUCCUCUUUUCAACUAUAAUAAAACCUAUUUGUGCUUAAUAAAUGGGUUUAGCUUUGUCCACCUUUUACAUGACCUUAUCACAGAUUUAUAUUGA